AUGCUGGAGGCGCAAAGUAAAGUGUCCGCAGGGUCAGUGAUGGAGUUCACCACCGAGGAGGAUUUAGAGGAGCUGUGUCCUGUGUGCGGGGACAAAGUGUCCGGUUACCACUACGGCCUGCUCACGUGCGAGAGCUGCAAGGGCUUCUUUAAGCGCACGGUGCAGAAUAAUAAGAGAUACACCUGCAACCAGAACCAGGACUGCGGCAUCGACAAGACGCAGCGCAAGAGGUGUCCUUUCUGUCGCUUCCAGAAAUGUCUCAGUGUCGGCAUGAGGUUAGAGGCGGUUCGUGCUGACCGUAUGCGAGGAGGGAGGAACAAGUUUGGCCCCAUGUACAAACGAGACCGCGCUCUGAAGCAGCAGAAGAGAGCUCUGAUCCGAGCGAGCACUUUCAAAUUGGAGCCCAACCCACCACUUGUGCCGUCCAGCCAGGCAGAGUAUCCAUUCCCAAGCUCAGUGUCUGGCCUGCUGCCCCCCCUCGGCCCUCCAGACUACGACUGCCCACCCGCGUGCCCCCCGUCUUUAGGGGUGGCCCUGCACAGCUAUGGCUCCUUCCCAGCCCAGUAUCAGUACGCCACCCCGACUCUACCUGGUAGAUCCAUCAAAGCAGAGCACCCGGAUCCAUAUUCCGGUUCUCCUGACUCAUCAUCUCUCGGGUAUCCGUAUACCGAGGGCUGCAUUCCUGCCUCACCACAGACCAGCCCUCUGAAUCCAGCCGCGCCCUCGCUGGUUAUGGAGCUGCUGAGCUGUGAGCCUGAUGAGGAGCAGGUGAGAGCAAAGAUCUGUGCCUACCUGCAGCAGGAGCAGAGUGGGCGUGGCAAGCUGGACAAACCCCGCCCUUCCAACUUGCUUUGUGUGAUGGCGGACCAGACGCUGUUCUCCAUCGUAGAAUGGGCGAGAAGCUGCAUCUUCUUCAAGGAGCUGAAGGUCGGCGAUCAGAUGCAAUUGUUGCAUAACUGCUGGAGCGAGCUCCUGCUUCUGGAUCAUGUCUUUAGACAGGUGCAUCAUGGGAGAGACAAUACACUACUACUCAUCACUGGCCAAGAGGUUGAGCUUGCGGGCAUCGUGUCUGACUCGGGUCUCACUCUCUCGAGUCUUGUGCAAAGGGGACAGGAACUAGCACGGCGGCUGCAGUUGCUCCAGAUCGACCGUCGUGAGAUGGCCUGCCUCAAGUUCCUCAUCCUCUUCAACCCCAACGUGAAGCUGCUGGAGAACCAAGCACUGGUGGAGAGCGUGCAGGAGCAGGUGAACAGCGCUCUGCUGGAAUACACACUCACCUCGUACCCUCAGCACGUGGACAGGUUCAGUCAGCUGGUGAUGCGGCUGCCGGAGGUUCGCGCCCUGAGCGCCCAGGCCGAGGAGUACCUGAGCUCCAAACACCUGAGCGGAGACGUGCCCUGCAACAACCUGCUCAUCGAGAUGCUGCACGCCAAGAGAGCCACCACCAUCUGA
Molecule: messenger RNA, 1452 nt
Organism: Neoarius graeffei (lesser salmon catfish)
Lineage: Eukaryota; Metazoa; Chordata; Actinopteri; Siluriformes; Ariidae
Gene: nr5a1a
Product: nuclear receptor subfamily 5, group A, member 1a
Exons: 8
Coding region: 1-1452 (483 amino acids)
Biological process (GO): tissue development; regulation of transcription by RNA polymerase II; hormone-mediated signaling pathway
Cellular component (GO): RNA polymerase II transcription regulator complex
Molecular function (GO): RNA polymerase II cis-regulatory region sequence-specific DNA binding; zinc ion binding; nuclear receptor activity
Source: RefSeq, a predicted model, not a curated record